Molecule: messenger RNA, 1089 nt
Organism: Diuraphis noxia (Russian wheat aphid)
Lineage: Eukaryota; Metazoa; Arthropoda; Insecta; Hemiptera; Aphididae
Product: nuclear pore complex protein Nup93-like
Biological process (GO): protein import into nucleus; poly(A)+ mRNA export from nucleus
Cellular component (GO): nuclear pore
Molecular function (GO): structural constituent of nuclear pore
Source: RefSeq, a predicted model, not a curated record
GACUUUAAUCAGCCGAUUUUAUCCAAAGAUGGCAAUCAAAUGGAUAGAUUAAAUAUAGCCAGAAUGAUGAAAAUGUACUGUGCCAAAUUUGAAAAUCAAGACCUUAAAAUGGCCAUCAACUAUUACUAUUGUCUGAGACACACAGAAUUUGAAGGUACAACACUUUUUAUUUCCUACGUAGCUGACCUUGUAAUUGAAACGGAUGAAUAUGACAAAGUGUUUGGAUACUUGAAGCCAGACGGAAAAAAACUAAACGGUAUUUUGGACUCUUUAAUUGUGUCUGAAACACUGAAAAUGGAUAUUAUUARAAAAACAGCUACACUUGCAGAACAAAAGUGUGAUCUCGAGGUGUCGGCUAAAUUGUAUGAAUUGGURGGUCAGUACGAUAAGGUACUCGAACUUGCCAACAUUAUGUUGAGUCGAGUCAUUCAGCCAGAUAUCUUCACUUCGUUGGAUAAAACUCAUAACACGAAGAACAAAAUGUUUGAAUAUGCUCAAGURUUAAGUCAGCGACUGACAGGAGUCGAAGCUAAUGUAUCUGAAGAAGCCAUUUUCACAUUUAACAUGUUAAAGAGUGUCAUUGUAUUUUUCGAACAGUACAACAAUCACAAAUACACAUUAGCUUUUGACGUGCUCCAGACAAUUGGUUUGAUACCGUUGGCUUUAAAUCAAGUUGAAGAACGGCUUAGUUCAUUUAAAAAGUACAAUGAAUUAAUAUUGAGAAUUGUGCCUGGAGUGAUGACGGCCACAAUGAACAUGUUGUAUUCACAAUACAGUGACAUCAAAAAAGAAUCAAAUAAGUCGGCCAGGGAUCCAGAACAAAUGCAUGCUCAGUUGGAAUACAUCAGRGAAAAGGCGAAAGCAAUUACAUCGUUUACGGGCCGUGUACCAUUCCAAAUAAACUCUGAAGUUAUUAAUCACUUAGUACAAACCGAAAUUCUAUUAUAUUAAUUUAAAUAUUGUAUUCUAACAAUGUGCUAAUGGAUGGCACUAUUAUUCCUGAUUAUAUUGUUAAGUAAAUAAUUACAAAGAAUUUUGUAUUUAUGAUUUUUGGUUAAGUUUAAUAUACAGUCUACAUUAAUGACCUCA